Molecule: messenger RNA, 686 nt
Organism: Brienomyrus brachyistius
Lineage: Eukaryota; Metazoa; Chordata; Actinopteri; Osteoglossiformes; Mormyridae
Product: major intrinsically disordered NOTCH2-binding receptor 1-like
Exons: 3
Coding region: 1-585 (194 amino acids)
Source: RefSeq, a predicted model, not a curated record
AUGGAUCUGACGGCCCUGCCCAACAAUAAUCACCCGGAGAAAUUCCUCCAGCUGGAUGUCAACUCCUUACCUGCAAGUCAUGGAAUGUUCCAGGUCGGGUUCACGGCUGGGGCCGCGCUGUCGGGACAUAAGCAAUGGCAGAACAGGGUCUACAUGCAGAGGGAGCAGAGGAGACUGACCGGCCACAGGCCAUCUCUGGAAAGCAGCCCCAUGUUUGUGGAUGGCGUCUUGGAGAAGCACGUCACGCCGGUGAUGCUGAAAUCGAAAAUCAAGAGGAACCCCCUCUAUUCAGACAUGCAGACGGCAGAAAGCUGGGAGAGCAGGAAGUCAAAGCCUUCAUGGACGGUGCAGGAGUACGACAUGCAUCCUGCACACUCUCAUCUAUCGGAUUAUUUAAAGGAGGACCCCAAGGAUCUGAGCUUUUGGCUGGAAGAUCUCUACACCCCAGGCUACGACUCACUGCUGAAAAGGAAGGAAGCGGAACAGAGACGAAAUAAAAUGUGUAAAAUGGCGGCUUUAGUUAUCGUGUCAGUGCUCGCAGUCAUUAUAAUCAUUACCGUGCCAGUAGUAAUUACAAAAAAAUAAACGAUGGCUUAUGCAUUGCCAAGUACACACAUAAUUCAUUAUUUUUACAAGUGAAAAUCUCUUCACAAAGUUUGUCUUUUUUAAUGUGUGCAAUUAAAGAU